CCAGUCAGUUGGCAACUCGCAGGCGGCAGUGCGAGACGUGCGCUGUCCCCGCUCGUCCCGGUAGGCCAUACUGGUACUGCAAUACUUGGCAGGCUUUUUCCGGCCCUCUGUUCUGUAGGCUCCGGUAGAGCCGACCAGGUCCUGGCUAGCUGGCAUGGAGAGCAACUGGGUCUAGUCCAUGAUGUCGGAUGGUAUUUUGAUGCCUCAGCGUCUUGUGUUAGGCUGUCUUGAUGUCUAACAUUGAGCCUGUAGACAUCAGCUCCUACCACUUCUCAUCAGUAGAAGCUAGACUCAUUAAAAACUUUAAAAGAAAAUCCAUCCUGAACUAAUGUGUAUGAUCUAUGAACCUGCAAUGACAUUCGUUAACUAAAUAUUUCAAGUGAUUUGAUCUUGACUCUUGAUUCUAAUCUUGAUUCAGAGAGAGAUAAGUUGUAGAUUCUCCAGUGCCAGGCCCCAGGCAGGGAGAGUGCCGUGUUGACAGUGCCGUGACGUGCCUGUGCCACGUGCCCAACCUGACUGCGUGCCACGUGAAGCUUGUAUAAGCCUAUCCCACGCUAGCUGACGUCAUCCGUAAUCACGCCUUCACCAUGAUGCUGGCCACGUAUUUUGAUCAGUACCCGGCUCAUCUGGCUGCAGCAGCGCGGCGCCAGGCGAGUCAGGACCAGGACCAGCAAGGCCGGCCACCCGCUAUGGACGCCCUUACGCCCCCUCCGCCGGGCUCUGAGGGCGCGCGUACCUACACCCUGACAGAGACCUCGGAGGACCUCCUCCACCAGUGCCCCGCCCACGACACUCACCCCACCCUCACGGUUCUUCUCAACCCUGCCAAGGAAGGGCUGCAGAAGGAAGGUGGCGUAGAGGAAGACCGCCUGUCCUCGGGCACCUACAGCGUCCCACCGGCCUCAGCGCCCACAACCCCGCAGCCCCGCACGCCCGCACCUUCGAACUCCUGCCCUGUCCACGACCCCGCCCACCUCCACAUCCACUCCCAGCCAGCCUUACCGUCAGGAGGCGGCGGCGGUAGCAGCAGCGCCAGGUCCUGCACCGCCGACUCCCAGCUCCUGCACUGCGGUAUCUGUACGCGCCGGUACUCCAAUCCCAAGGUGUUGCCGUGCCUGCACACCUUCUGCGAGAGGUGCCUCAUCAGCUACACCCCUCCGGAGUCCCUCACCCUCACCUGCCCUGUCUGUCGUCAGCAGUCUAUCCUUCCAGAGGACGGGGUGCCGGGACUCCAGAGCAACACGUGGGUUCGAGGAGUGAUGGAAGCUAUGGAUGGUGCCGCCAACCACUCUCCCUGCACCCACUGCGAGACCCGUGACCCUGCCGCACGCUGCCACCAGUGCCACACCCUGCUGUGUGCCGCCUGUGCCAAGUCCCACACUCAGGAUUCCGGGAGCGAGAACCACAGUGUGGUGAGCCUGUCAGACGGGGACGGAGGCGCGCCAGACACCAAUGGCUACCAUGAUGACCAAACCACUCUCUACUGCCCGUCUCAUCAAGGACAAACUUUGCGUUUCUACUGUCGUGACUGUGAGACGGCUGUGUGUAGCAGCUGCACUGAUAUAGAGCAUCGAGCGCACAAUACAUUGCACCUCACAGAUGCUGUGGAUGAACAUAGAGCAGCUAUGCAUCAACUUAUUGACAGAGUAACAAUGCAGCUACCUUGCAUGAAGGAGGCCAUAUGUGAUAUCCAGGAUGUGUGCCACAGUCUCCAGGAGAGGAGAGGAGAAGCAGAAAAGGAGGUUCGCAAUUGCUUUGAGACCCUCCAUGAAUUACUCGACAAGAGACAAACUGCCCUCAUAAACUCCCUUAACUCGAUUGAGUCGGAAAAGCAAAUGACCUUAGGUAAUCAGCUCGAAGAACUGGAAUCGUGGGUGAGAGGCGUGGAGAGUGGAUGUGAAUUUGUAGAGAAAGCUCUGACCCAUUGCCCAGCCAUGGAGGUUGUUUUAGUGAGGAAACAACUGGGCGAACGGCUAAUGGAUUACGCUAACAUGAAUGUGCCUCCAGCUCCGCGUGAGAAUAGCCACCUCAAGUUUGUUGUUGGCAACAUAGAUCCACUUAAAACUGCCUUCUUGCAUGUAGGCAGCAUCCAAAGCAACAGUGCUGUGCCUCACCAGACAAGUGCCACAGGCGAGGCUCUACGUCAGGUGACUGUGAGUCGAGGGUCCAUUGUAACAGUAGUAACUAGGGACCACAAAGGGGAGAAGGCCGUUUGCGGUGGUGCCGAGGUCACGGCUGCAAUAUCAAGAACGAGCACUAUAGUGCCUCGUCAUGGCUCAAACUCUCCACGUGCCUCCUUAUCUCCACGCUCUUCCAGCAAAAGUCCUUCUGGAUCACGGGAGGAACUUUGCCAACCCCAAGUACUAGAUCUGAACAAUGGAACUUAUGAAGUGGCCUUUACAGUACACACAGAAGGAACCUAUUCACUAGAAGUGCUUCUUUAUGGGCAGCCAAUCAAUGGUAGCCCUUUCACAAUUGCCGCUACAGCUGCUCUAGAAGAUGACAGUGGCAGCAGCCAACGCUCAGUUCCUCCUCACACUUUGGCCAGGCAGACCUCUCUCUCCACACAGGUGACGUCAAGAACGUCACGAACAUCUCGAAGACCUCUUUCACAUCGUUCAUCAUGCUCCCGCCGGACUAACCCCAUUGAAGAUGACAUGCUUUUAAGAGUUGGACGAAGGGGACGCAAUCGUGGAGAAUUUGUUAAUCCUCAGGGUAUUGCAUUCAGUAACUUCAAAGAUGGUCGCAUUGCAGUGGCGGAUUCUAAUAACCAGUGUGUCCAAGUUUUUACAAUCACUGGGGAGUGUAAGUUGAGGUUUGGUGUGCGAGGUCGUGGAAUUGGUCAGAUGCAGAGGCCGACUGGAGUGGCUGCUUUACCAAAUGGGAACUAUGUUGUAGCAGAUUAUGAGAACAAGUGGGUAUCUAUCUUUGAACCUUCUGGGAAAUACAUUAACCGAAUUGGUAACGGAAAGCUGUUGGGUCCAAAAGGUGUUUGUGUAGAUAACAAUGGUCAUAUCAUUGUUGUGGACAACAAGGCAUCAUGUGUGUGCAUUUUUCAACAAUCUGGGAAACUAAUAACCAAGUUUGGCAACCGAGGAACCGAUGAAUAUCACUUUGCUGGCCCUCAUUUUGCAGCGGUAAACAGCAGAGGCCAUAUUGCCAUCACUGACUUCCACAACCACUGUGUUAAGGUGUUUGACAGUGAUGGAGACUUCUUGUUUACCUUUGGUACAAGUGGAGAGGGCAACGGGCAGUUUAAUGCUCCAACUGGUAUCGCAGUAGACUCGAAUGAUAAUAUUAUUGUUGCCGAUUGGGGAAACUCCAGAAUUCAGGUGUUUGACUCGCAGGGAUCUUUCUUGUCGUACGUGAACACCCUUGCUGAUCCCUUGUACGGCCCGCAGGGGAUGACCCUCACACCUGAUGGCCAGAUUUUUGUAGCAGACUCUGGUAACCAUUGCUUCAAAGUGUACAAGUACCUCCAGUAAAGUUGUUUGCGUGCAUCAGAAGUAUGCAUCAUUAACAUACAAAACGUGUUAUAUAAACUAUGAAUGGAAUGACCAUUAUAUAAAUGAAGAGUAACUUUAUUACCUUUUUACUUUCCUAAGUCAGGAUAGGUACAUUAAGAGGUGGGAAUAAAGUAUUUGGAAUGCAGCACAUCAUGUUCUCCUAAAUUCACGCAAGAAUUACAUUCAGCAUUCCAGUUAAUACAAUAGCUAUUUUUGUAUCUUGUCUUAAAUUUGUAAGCAUGUGCCGAGCUAGACAAGUUAUAACUUGACACGAAGUACGCAUCUGACUGCUUCGUGAUUACACGUGCUGCAGCUGUUAAAAAAUGAAUAGAUUGAUGACCACACACCAGAAGAUGAGGCUGUCUCCUCAUCUUUUGGUGUGUGGUUUGGUCAUCAUAUCUUCAGCCACAUUAUUGUGAAUCAUCGUCUGCAUACAAGUUGAUUGAUCAGUGGAGGCUGCUUGUGGAUGGACUGUAACAGAUGGUGAUAAAUUGUGUGAGGUGAACAGCACAAGAUCUUCAGGUUUCCUUGUUAUUGGCUGUGGUGCUAAAGUUCCAUAAAGUUUGUAGUUCAUAUUUGCAAGACUUAAUCUGAUAUAUUAACACUUCACACAUUUUUGAUUGAUGACCUCACGGCAAGUUGAAUAUCAUUAGUACAGUAAUAUAUACCACUACAGCUUUGUUUUAAUUGUAAGUGUGCCAUUUUUACAAAUAUUUUCCCAGAUGUGUUAUGGGAGUUGAGCAUUGUGGCUGCACUGGCACUCCUAAGGUUUUACACACACACACACACACACACACACACACACACACACACACACACACACACACACACACACACACACUACACUACACUACACUACACAAUACACACAUUUUGAUAAACGUUCUUACAUAAACCUUUCGGCUUCAUAACACAAAAGCUGGCAACGUUACAGAUGUUCCAUAUCAGUGCUUAAUCUAUAAGAUAUAUUUUGUAUGAACUAAUACCAGGAAAUAUUCAGAUAUAUUGAUGUAAAAUUUUCUUAAAGAUGUGGGUAAAAUGUUUUAUUAUAUAUUGAUAUAACAACUUUUCAUAGUGUGAUUGCUAUUCAAGCAGAAAAGAUCUGUAUUUGCAGCUAUAAGCUUUAUAUAUAUACUUUUGAGAAGUAUAAAGAUUGUCGUUUCUUUUUUUUAUAUAUAUAUUUUUUGAUAACCUGGUAAUGUAUCGUAAAUUUUAUUAUUUAAUAUGCCGUUUUAUCUAGGAUCAGGUUCAUUAAGAAAUGGUAAGACGGGAUUAGUUUUAGACUGGAGAGAUUGUUAAGAUGUCACUAGCUCCCUAGAAAUGGGCAGUGGUGAAAACCUGUUUUGUUUAUCCUGUCAUAUCUUUUCAAUGUGAUAGAUGCUGUGUGUGAUCUUCUUCAGUCUGCUUCUUAGAAUAAGAUAUGUAUGAAUACUAGUCUGAAAUGUAUAGAUUUGUAUAUAUAUGAUUGGUCAUUGCAAUACAUUUAUCAUAAAGACAUUAUGCAUUUAUGUAAUUCUCAUAAUAAUAUAUAGUUUGCUUGGAAACAUUGUGUUGGCAAGAAUCACAGUAAAAAAAAAAUUUCCUGAA
Messenger RNA from Procambarus clarkii (red swamp crayfish), 5093 nucleotides. RefSeq names its product tripartite motif-containing protein 3. The record is from RefSeq and is a predicted model, not a curated record. Gene Ontology annotation, molecular function: protein binding; translation repressor activity; zinc ion binding. Lineage: Eukaryota; Metazoa; Arthropoda; Malacostraca; Decapoda; Cambaridae. Gene Ontology annotation, biological process: proteasome-mediated ubiquitin-dependent protein catabolic process; protein polyubiquitination; negative regulation of translation.